Messenger RNA from Haliotis rufescens (red abalone), 1830 nucleotides. Its product is annotated as high affinity choline transporter 1-like. Gene Ontology annotation, cellular component: plasma membrane. Gene Ontology annotation, biological process: choline transport; transmembrane transport; acetylcholine biosynthetic process. Gene Ontology annotation, molecular function: choline:sodium symporter activity. The transcript has 9 exons. The record is from RefSeq and is a predicted model, not a curated record. NCBI's taxonomy places the organism in Eukaryota, Metazoa, Mollusca, Gastropoda, Lepetellida, Haliotidae. Bases 53 to 1660 code for a protein of 535 amino acids.
AUCUCUUUGGUCAACGGAAGAGGAGGACGUUUCAGUCCACAGGUUCUCCGCCAUGGCUGUCAACAUACCUGGUAUCGUUGUCGUCGUAAUCUUCUACAUCCUCAUCCUCGCCAUCGGCAUCUACGCAGGAAGGAGAACCACCAAAUCAAAAAGCGCAGAUGAAAUCUUUUUAGCCAAUCGACAGAUGGGAUUCCUCGUAUCUUUGUUUUCUUUAACAGCAACCAACGUUGGAGGAGCUUAUGUAAACGGUACGGCUGAAAUAGUCUCCUCCAGCGGAGUUCUGUGGGCACAGGCGCCAAUUGGCUACUGCAUCGGUCUUUUUAUUGGCGGAUGGUUCUACGGUCCAAAGAUGCGACGAGCUGGAUACGUUACAAUGUACGAUCCCUUCCAGGAGAAAUAUGGGGCCAAGGCAGGGGCUCUCAUGUGUAUCCCUGAAUUCGUGGGGGACAUCUUCUGGACGGCAGCAAUUCUUUCGGCUCUAGGGUCAACUAUGUCAAUUAUCAUGGAUCUGGACAAGACCACGUCUAUUGUUGUAUCCGCCUGCAUUGCUGUCAUCUAUACAUUCCUGGGUGGUCUGCGUUCCGUUGCUUAUACCGAUGUUGUCCAGCUCGCCUUUAUUGGGAUAGGGCUGGUCAUUGCGUUUCCGUUUGCCUUGCAACACACUGCAGUGGACCUGAAUGAACUUGGAAGCAAAUGGGUAGGACAGGUGCCCGUCAACAAUAUAGCCAACUACCUUGACCUGUACGGAUUGCUCAUAAUGGGAGGGAUACCGUGGCAGCCCUUUUAUCAACGAGUGUUGGCUUGUCGGACCCCUGAAAUUGCUCGGAACUCCUUGAUGAUAUCCGCCGUCUUGUGUCUGCUGUUCGCAGUACCUCCUGCCAUCAUCGGAGUGGCAGGGGCAGCGGCAGAUUGGAAUCAAACCACGUACCCGAAUGAUGUACCUCUGACCCCUGAUCAGCUUCCAUAUAUUCUGCCCCUGGUGCUCCAGUACAUGUGUCCACUCCCCGUAUCUGUCAUCGGUCUCGCUGCCAUCUCUGCUGCUGCCAUGUCAUCUGCCGACUCCACCACUCUCUCCACUGCUUCCAUCUUCGCUAACAACUGGUACAAGGGACUCUUCCGGACUCAGGCAUCUGACAAGGAGCUGAUAUGGGUUCUACGGUUAACAGUGGUGGUAGCGGGAGGCCUUGGUACGGUUCUUGCUAUUACCUCCACCACAGUUUACGGCCUCUAUGUCAUGUCUGGUGACCUCAUGUACGUCAUUCUCUUCCCCCAACUGACCUGCGUCCUCUUCGUGAAGAUUUCCAACACCUAUGGAAGUCUAGUCGGCUUCUUCCUCUCUAUCGGUCUACGUCUUCUCUGUGGCGAGAAUCUUUUACGAAUGCCUGUUUUGAUCCAAUUACCGCUCUACAGCGAGUCAGAAGGGCAACUGUUUCCCUUCAGAACUUGCAUCAUGGCUGUCAGUUUCCUGGCAAUUGUUCUGGUUUCAUUUCUAACCGAGACAGCAUUCAAGAGAGGAUGGAUAACAGAAAAGUACGAUGUAUUAAAAUACUUCACCCAAAAUGUAGAGACACUCAGACUUCAAAAACUGAACAAGAUAGAUAUUAUCCGCCAGAAUCAGGCUUUGAUAGCUGAUGGAAAAUCAGACACAGACAUCUUAUGAAACAUUCGUUGUAAGCAGAGUGCCUUAAUGCUGUCUGGGAGAAGGUAGCAGAACGUCAUUGAUCUGCGAAAACAGGUAUCUUUUAUAACACUCAAGACAUAUUGAUUCAUUGACAUUAUUGUGAUUAUUUAGACAUCUUUAAUUGUCCUUAAAUUGCAUUACAAAUUGCU